Messenger RNA from Manis pentadactyla (Chinese pangolin), 2639 nucleotides. RefSeq names its product natural cytotoxicity triggering receptor 1 (gene NCR1). NCBI's taxonomy places the organism in Eukaryota, Metazoa, Chordata, Mammalia, Pholidota, Manidae. The record is from RefSeq and is a predicted model, not a curated record. Bases 145 to 2532 code for a protein of 795 amino acids. The transcript is spliced from 14 exons.
GGUGGAGGGGAGAGCUGUGACUCUCGUAAAAAGCCCCAUGGUCACAGGUGCUAGUUUCAGCCCCCACAUCCUGUGCCUCCUGGUCGCUGUGUGCCGCCGGCUGCUCCACGUUAGCCGGGCAGGACCUGUGCCAGGAUCUGUGCCAUGUCUUCUGCUCUGGCUGCCCUGCUCUGCCUCGGGCUGUAUCUGAGCCAGAGGAUCAGCGGCCAGACACAGACUCUCUGGAAACCCGUCAUCUGGGCCAAGCCCAAUUUCAUGGUUCCAAAGGGAAGGCCGGUGACCAUCUGGUGCCAGGGCGCUCGCGGCGCCGUUGAGUACCGGCUAUAUUUCGAGGGACGCCUUGUGGCCUUGGAGAGACAGAAACCACCUGGAGUGGUGAGCAAAGUGAAGUUCUCCCUCUCGGCCAUGACCCCCCUCACUGCGGGGCAGUACAGCUGCUUGUACCGAAGUGGGGAGCUCUGGUCCGAGCCUAGUGACCCCCUGGAUCUGGUGGUAACAGAAAUGUAUGACACCCCCACGCUCUCAGUCCAUCCCGGGCCGCAGGUGGUCUCAGGAGGGAAUGUGACCUUCUACUGCCGUCUAGAGACUGCGACCAGCACCUUCUUCCUGCUCAAGGAGGGCCAACCCGGCCGCCCGCAGCGCAGACACGGGAGCGGCCAGGCGGCGUUCCUCCUGGGCCCCGUGAGCACGGCCCACAGAGGGUCGUACAGGUGCUUCGGUUCCUACAACAGCCAUGCCUGGUCUUUCCCCAGUGAGCCUGUGAGGCUCCUGGUCACAGGAGAUGCUGGGGACAGCAGCCUUGCGCCCACAGAGCUCACCUCUUCCGACUCGGGGGACCCGCCCUCGUUAACCACGGAGGCAGGAUUCCAGCAAGACCUUGCCCUCUGGAAUCACACGGCCCAGAAUCUCCUGCGGAUUGGCCUGGCUUUCCUGGUCCUGAUGGCCCUCGGGGGCCUCCUGGCUGAAGACUGGCUUUGCAGGAAGAGGGCUAGAGAGGAAGCCAACACCGCUGCAAGCCGGGAAGGCAGGAGAAGGUUCAGAACUCGAAGACUCCUGAACGAAUGGAGCCCCACGCUGGACGCCUCUGCGGCUGCCACGGUCGGGCGGGCGGACGGCCGCUCUGACUCACAAAAGGCAGGCAACACGCAUCUGAAAUACCACGUUCGUAAGCUGGAGGAUGACGCACAAUUCUGGGUGAUUCUCUCCCAUCGGGGUUCAGCACUCAAUGCGCAGACAAGCCGGCUGGGGAAGAGAGGCCGGAGCCCCGUCCGUGUUCUGUUGGGAACACGGUCCCCGGCUCAGCACGGAAUCCAGUCCGGGCGGCCGCUCACUUUCCAGCUCGCCCACCGGCACAGGGCAGCCUGCAGGGGUCGCCGGAAGGAGAGGCGGCCUACUCGCGGCAGCGGCAGGGGGGACGGCGGCGCACGGGCAGCCACGCCCUCGGUUUUGCUCAAGCCGCCGUUCAGACAAAAUGUCGCGGUCCUCAUGUCGAAACUGCCGUGGGUCCGGCCUGACCACGACGUGGCGUCAGAUGCCGGAAGGUGCUUGUCUGCGGCCCAGGGAGCUCAGGCACAGGGUGGCGAGACUUUCAAAACUCCUGAGGUCCCCUCUGCUGGGCCAGGAAAUCUCCCCCAACCUCAAAUCACAGCUUGGCCUGGGUCCAUGAUUCCAGUUAGGCGUCCUGUGACCAUCCGGUGCCACGCGGCUGCAGAUGUGGAAAUGUUCAGGAUUUCUCAAGAAGGAUGGCCUGAGCCCACGGAUGGACUGAAAGCACAGAAGUCCGGGGAGGUCAAUCUCACAGAGAUCACAUCAGACCGCUCAGGGCCGUACCGCUGUUCCUACAAGAGCCGUGGCCGCUGGUCCAGGCUCAGCGAGCCUCUGAAGCUGGUGAUGACUGGGGCUUUCGACAAGCCCUCCCUCUCGUGUGCUCCUGGCACCGUGGUGCCUUCAGGAGACGACGACAUGGAGCUGCGGUGUUUCUCCAAAACCACGUUUGAAAUAUUUAUUCUCACCAAAGAAGGCAUUCCCACCACCCAGAACAGAACCUCCAGCCCCAAGGGCUCCGAACGCCAGGCCAUCUUCCUCCUGAACCGCAGCUCCUCCGCACAUGGGGGGACCUACAGAUGCUACGGUGCCUUCCACAACCACCCCUACGUGUGGUCUCACCCAAGUGACCCAUUCCAGCUUGUGAUCAAAGAAGCUCCUGACCGUCCCAAUCCCACAAGACCAGGUUGGUCCACGGCCCUGCCGUCCAACCACACCUUCCAGGGGAGACACCAGAACCUUCUGAUUGCCAUCCCAGGGGCCACCAUGCUUCUCGUGGUCCUCCUCAUCUUCCUCUUCCUCCUCCGCCUGCGCAAAGCCAAGAACAGUAAGUCCAUGAGAUGCAGCAGGUCCCGAGAGGGCCGGCAAGCUUGCCCAGAGCCCCAGGGCCGCAGGGCUGCCGGAAUGGGAGGCAGCAUUUGCCGGAGGAGAAGGGGAGAGGGAGUGUGGGGCAGGUCUGGGGUUUGCUGGCUGGCCCCGUGUUCUUGAUAGUGCCCUGCCCCAGGCUCCCACUGAAGUCAGAGGCCAGGCCUGGGAUCACCUCCAACAGCCCUGUGUGGAGACGUGACCACCUCUGUCCUUGUCCGUUCUGGCAG